AUGGCGAAGGAAAAGGAUCCAGAGGUGUUGAAAGGGAGUGAGGAAUAUGUCGAGGAGGUCGUACUGGCAAGACUGACGGAAGAAGACUUGUGGACGCUAUCCCAGGAGUCUCUAAAUCUUUGGUCAUGGACAGGAGUUCGGCUAGGCCUCAUCAUGUUCGUUCAGGGCUGUAACCAAGCCGGCUAUGGGGUUGACUGGGGUGUGAUCAGUGGCAUUGAUUCAUUGAAUGCAUGGCACGAGUACUUUGGGUUCGAUACCUCGGGAAGCACCUACGGACUAAUCAAUGCGCUGAUGAGCAUUGGCACGGUUUGCGGUGCUCCAUUUAUGGCCUAUGCAGAUGUGAUCGGUCGUCGGGGGAUCAACUUCACCGGCAAUGCUAUCGUGAUCGUUGCCGCGAUUCUGCAAGGAUGUGCGACUAACCUGCAGAUGUUCAUGGCGGGUCGAUUCUUCAUGGGCUUCGGUACAGCUUUGAUGUCCAGCUCACAGUAUAUUGGUGAGGUCUCUCCGAUUCAUCUCCGUGGUCGCAUGGUUGGCUUCUUUGGUGCCUGCUUCCAGGUGGGUAGUUUGACCAUGCUGGGUGCUAUGAUCGGACUGGACACCCUGCCAGGUAACAAGUGCUGGCGUAUCCCGUUGAUUCUCGAGGCCUUGUUCCCGGCCAUCGUCUGCUUGACUAUCUUCGUCUUGACACCGGAGUCACCCCGAUGGUACAUUAUGAAGGGCCAGCGCGACAAGGCCAAGCAAGUGAUCGCCAAGUACCAUACCACCAGCGGUGAUAUAAAUCAGCCAAUUGUUGAGAUUGUAGUCGCCCAGAUGGAGGAAUCUUUGGAGAACGAUACAACCGGGUUCUCGGCAUUCUGGGACUAUCGAGUCUUCUUCACCAAGACUGUCCGUUAUCGACUUUUUGUUCUGACCUUGUAUUCAAUCUUCCAGCAAUGGAACGGUGGCGGCAUCAUCACAUACUAUAUGACGCCAGCACUGGAGACCAUCGGAAUCAACACCACAAAGCAACAACUGGGAAUUACAAUUGGAAGUACGGGAACCUAUUUCGUCUUCACUGCGGUUGGAGCUUUGCUUGUCGAUAAAUUUCGACGAAGAACCCUCAUUUUCGCCGGCCUGGCUAGUAUGAUCAUUUUCCAAACCGCUACGACCAUCACCUCUUGGCAGUACAGUCUUCAUGCCAGUCACGCUGCUGCAGCUCUGACGAUUCUCUGGAUCUUCCUCUACCAAACAUUCUCUGCGUCUUUGAUUGCCACAAUGCAUAAUCUAUAUCCUGUGGAAGUCCUCUCCUUGCCCCUCCGUGCAAAAGGAAUGGGUCUUUAUAGUUUGAUCCAAGGCGGAGCAGGCGCUGUCCAAACCUAUGGGAUUAGCGUGGGAAUCAGCAAAAUCGGCUACAAGAUCUGGGUGGUGUACAUUGUAUACAACAGUGUCCAGCUUGUUCUGUCAUAUUUUUUCUUCCCUGAAACCAGUGGGCUGAGUCUGGAGGAGAUUGAUACGGUGUUUGAAACCCCCGGAGUGGCACCCGUGAAAAUGUCACUGGAUAUUCAGAAAGCCAAGAAAGAAAGACUUGCAGCCGGACGGGAUGAGGAAGGCAGAUCUGGACUGUAG
This is a messenger RNA of Penicillium odoratum, 1605 nucleotides long. RefSeq names its product putative MFS sugar transporter protein. The record is from RefSeq and is a predicted model, not a curated record. NCBI's taxonomy places the organism in Eukaryota, Fungi, Ascomycota, Eurotiomycetes, Eurotiales, Aspergillaceae. The coding region runs from base 1 to 1605 and encodes 534 amino acids. Gene Ontology annotation, molecular function: carbohydrate:proton symporter activity. Gene Ontology annotation, cellular component: membrane. The transcript has 2 exons. Gene Ontology annotation, biological process: carbohydrate transport; transmembrane transport.